Molecule: messenger RNA, 1944 nt
Organism: Mya arenaria
Lineage: Eukaryota; Metazoa; Mollusca; Bivalvia; Myida; Myidae
Exons: 11
Coding region: 69-1379 (436 amino acids)
Biological process (GO): axon guidance; homophilic cell-cell adhesion; dendrite self-avoidance
Cellular component (GO): plasma membrane; axon
Molecular function (GO): cell-cell adhesion mediator activity
Source: RefSeq, a predicted model, not a curated record
CGUUACUGAGUUAACUUACUUUCGUUUAAUGUAUUCAGUCUUAAGUUACCAUACUUUUUAUAAAAUAAAUGGAUGUAACGCUACUAGCUUUUGUUAUAGGAUGUGUUUCUCUUGGGUCUGUCAGUUUUGCAGAUCCACCGGCCUCUAGACUCCACAUGACGCCGGACCUCCCCGAGGCGUACUUCCUUCAGGGGGACCCUCUACGAAUAUCGUGCACCCUCAUUUAUGCGCACUUCCGGAGCCCUGGGGACAACGCUGUCCUUCCAUCCUUCUUUCGGGAUGGACAGGAGAUUCUGGACACGUCCACCGCGGUGAAGGUUUAUGAGGUCGGCGUGGCCUCCUGGGUCAACUCCUCACUGACCAUAUUCAGCAAGGAGGCCCGACCAGAGCACUCCGGCAAUUACUCGUGCACCACGCCGCUAUUCCACAUGGACGCGCAAAUCAGCGUUCACGUUGUUGAAGUAACAGCCACGAAUGCGGAGCUGCCGGCCACGGAAAGUGUUCCCCACCUAGAUCUGAAGUACCGCCUUUAUAACUACCCGACGACGGACUAUUCGGUGUCAGCAACAUGCACCGACGCCGACGGUAACGCCAUUGGGCAGCAUGGUAGUCAUGGUCACCGUUAUAGGGUCGGGAAAGCACUACCGGACAUUGUACUGAGGAUCGCGAGCCCGACCAUUCGAGAUGCGGGCGCCUAUCAAUGCAGUGUGCAGUUCGAGUCCUUUUACUUAGACUACUCAUCCCUUCCAAGGAAAUUCACAUUCAACCUAAUGCCUGUCUAUCUGUAUGCUGGCCCAAAAGUGGUACUGCGAGAAAGUCAGAUAACUGUUCAAGGUGGGGAUCCUUUAGAGGUUGAGUGUGACGUCACCGGUUACCCCUUACCUGACGUCAUAUGGCGUAAAAACGAACGUGAACUCGUUGUGGACGACAGAGUGCAUUUAAGCGAGUUCCGGGACGUAGCAAACAGCCGACUGUUAAUCACGAGUCUUACUUCUGUUGACGCGGCUGAAUACACGUGCCAAGCAGUUAACUCCGUGCGGCCGUUCCAAAACAGCGCAUCUGUCAACGUGCACGUGCAAUUGGAGUCAACGACACAGCCAACAAAACCCACUAUUGGUACACGUACAAAUACAGGUCGCAGUUACCCCCACGACCGAAUUAGGAAGCUCGAAAAGAAAGUUGACAGACUUAUAAAGAUGUUUGAAUCAACCACGAAGGGCAACAACGACAAUGCUGCUUAUACAUGUCAGAUGGAGAUGGCGAAAAUAUUGAGUGUCAUGGAUACCAUCAAAGACACUGUAAAGGACGGAUUUAUCACGACGUUCACAGAGCUUGCAGAAAUUAAGGAGUUUCGGAAACGACAUUCUGAUAACAGAUAGAUCUAUGUUCUGUAUCAUGUUUCUGGCUAACGAUAUAAAGGACUCCUUGGAAAAUGAAAGAUGACCUCUGUUUGAAAAUGGUCCUCACUUAGGAGGAUUAUGAAUAUACAUUUAUCAGUGGGCAUGCUUUGUUUCCAUGUUAAGUUAUUGUGUGGAAUAUACAUCACGACUACUGUUAUUCACAGAAUUGUAACAUUUACUGAAAUCAGUGUUCAACAUGAAUAUAUUUAUACACAUAAUACAAACAUCAGUAUUUUAUCUCACCGGUUGUUUGAGGAUGCCAGCUCACGGGGACUCAAACUACCAAUGAGGUUUUCUAAACCCCAACCCUUAAGCGGGGAAAUUGUUCACAAACUCUUUGUAAGCAGACGUUAAGUUCACGAAAACCCUUUGAAAAAUUCCCAGAUGGCGGUCACACCGAGUCUGUCAAAAGUUUGCCGGUUCGAAAUCACCUUCUGACUGAAUCCCCUUUAGCCCUCCAAUCCCCCUCCAUCCAUUUUAGAAUAAAAAUGAUGAUGAUGAUGAUGAUGAUGAUGAUGAUGAUGAUGAUGAUGAUGAUGAUUAU